Messenger RNA from Coniophora puteana RWD-64-598 SS2, 1431 nucleotides. Its product is annotated as rRNA adenine dimethylase. Gene Ontology annotation, cellular component: mitochondrial matrix. The transcript has 6 exons. The record is from RefSeq and is a predicted model, not a curated record. Gene Ontology annotation, molecular function: rRNA (adenine-N6,N6-)-dimethyltransferase activity. Gene Ontology annotation, biological process: rRNA methylation. The coding region runs from base 112 to 1089 and encodes 325 amino acids. NCBI's taxonomy places the organism in Eukaryota, Fungi, Basidiomycota, Agaricomycetes, Boletales, Coniophoraceae.
CUCCACCAUUAUUCUCGCUUGAUUAACUCCACUGGUUAUUGGCCCUCAUAGCGAGCCCUUUCGUUUUGCCUUCUCUUUCCUACAGAUAGCCACCCUGCACUUUCCUUCAAUAUGCCAAGGGCUACAUCGGAGCGUUUUGUGCGCGCCCACCAACCCUCUGCCAAGUCUUCAAAAAAUGCCAGUUCAGCAAACGAUGCAGGCGGAGGGAAUAGCGGUACACGGAACCCUCUCUUCAACACCGAAAGAUUUGGCCAGCACAUAUUGAAGAACCCUCAGAUCGCCACUACAAUUGUUGAAAAGGCAAAUCUUCGCCCAACAGACCGUGUGCUUGAGGUCGGUCCAGGCACUGGAAACCUGACUGUGCGCAUCCUUGAGAAGGCAAAACACUGUACGGCCGUAGAAAUGGAUCCACGCAUGGCUGCCGAGGUCACUAAGCGUGUGCAAGGAACACCCGAACAACGCAAGCUUGAGAUCAUUAUUGGCGACUUUGUCAAAGCUACCCUCCCCUAUUUCGACGUCUGUAUCUCCAACACCCCAUACCAAAUCUCGUCGCCGCUCGUCUUCCGCCUUCUCUCCCAUCGCCCCAUCUUCCGCUGUGCCAUUUUAAUGUUUCAACGUGAAUUUGCGCUUCGACUCAUUGCUCGACCAGACACCGAACUGUGGUCACGUCUGGGUGCCAACGUCCAGCUGUAUGCGAAGGUCGACCUCAUAAUGCACGUCGGAAAAAACAACUUCCGCCCGGCACCUCUAGUCGAGUCAAGUGUCAUUAGACUUGUCCCCCGGGAUCCGCCACCACCUGUCCGGUUCGAAGAGUUCGAUGGUCUAGGAAGAAUCGUUUUCUCCCGCAGAAAUAAGACAAUUCAUGCAUCGUUCCUGGCGCGGGGCGUCAUUGAUAUGAUGGAGAAGAAUUGGCGGACGUGGUGCUCGGAGCAGGGUCGCAUGGUUGAAGACAAUGCCGACAUGAAAAAGAAAGUCGAGGAAAUUCUCACUGCGACAGGCUACGGAGAACAGCGAGCCGCAAAGAUGUCCAUCGAUGACCUGUUGAAGCUGUUGUCAGCGUUCCACGAUGAAGGCAUACAUUUUGCUUGAUCUACGACUCUUCUACAAUCUACAUUAGAUAUUCUCGGCUAUCGCUAAGGCUCCACCCUGUCCGUUUCACCAAACAAAACGGCUUCGCAACAUGCAACAAGGCCAAGGAUACCCCUUGUGAUGAAACUGUCGGAAGUUAGCAUUAGGGGCUCCUCCUGUAUCUCAUUGUUGCUCUUCGUGCUUCUCCGUGGCUUAAGCGUUGUACGUCUAUCCUAUUUGUCAUAACACGUUAGGGUGAGCACGGUAUCACUUUUGUUUGCACAAACGAACCGUGUAGAUUAGUACAUCAUUGUGUGUGCAUCAGGCGGCAUACAUACACCAUCGGAAAUAUCCGACUGUCAC